Molecule: messenger RNA, 285 nt
Organism: Didymosphaeria variabile
Lineage: Eukaryota; Fungi; Ascomycota; Dothideomycetes; Pleosporales; Didymosphaeriaceae
Exons: 2
Coding region: 1-285 (94 amino acids)
Source: RefSeq, a predicted model, not a curated record
AUGUCCUCUCCCUUCCCACCCCCCGAGCUCCGCGAAAUCACCCAAGAAGUAGCUUCCCUCCUUCAAGAACGCAAGGAAACGAUCUCGGUGGCUGAAACUGCAGCAGGCGGCCUCAUCUCCGCCGCCCUGCUCUCCUUCCCCGGCGCAUCAGCCUUCUACCGCGGCGGCGGCCUCACGCUGUACACGCUAGAAUCGCGCGUUGCGUUCGCGGGGUGGAAGAAGGAGGAUAUCGAAGGCUAUGCUGGGCCGACGACGGACAUCGUGAAGGGGCAAGUAUACCCAUAA